UCAAGGCGCCCUUCCCCUCCAGCAGGGAGACUAAGGGAGUGAGAAUAAAGACAGAUAGCGGAUCGAGCCACGGGGAAGGAGAGGAAGGAGGGAAGGAGGGAGGGGGGGACGGAAAGCCAAAGAAAGUUUCUGCCUAACUUUGCUAUUGCUGCUGCCACCGUAGAUCAGCAGCUAUGCUGGGGGUGGACGGCGUGCUGGAGCUUGGAGGGCUCAGAUCGCCUUAGGAAAGGCAGGAAGGGGGGGGGAAAGGGAGCUGGAAAGAUUUAGGGCGCAAGGAAAACGGAGAGGAGCCCCCCUCCCUCCCUUCUCCCCCACCCCCUCUGGUAGGGGCCCACGAGGAAGCCGUGCAGGGUAGCAAAAAUCCCCCACAGGGAGGAGGAGGAAAGUUGAUCCAGCGAGAGAGGGGAGGGGGGAAAGACCAUCUCCGAGAGGGCAGCUUCGGGUGGGCAAGGAUGAGCCUGUUGUCAGCCAUCGACACCAGCGCUGCCUCCGUCUACCAGCCCGCGCAGCUGCUCAACUGGGUUUAUCUAUCCCUGCAAGACACGCACCAGGCCAGCGCCUUCGAUGCCUUCCGACCGGAGCCUUCGUCGUCUCAGCACCCGGAGCUGAGCUACCCCAGCAAGAGCAGCGCCGAGCUGGGCUCCUCCCUCAGCUCCAGCUAUCUUAACAGCUUCUUCCAGCUCCAAAGGAACGAGGCACUGAGCAGCAGCCUCUACAAGAGUGCCUCUCCCUAUGGCUCCCUUAAUAACAUAGUAGAUGGCUUGAGCUCCCUCACCGAACAUUUCUCCGACAUAUCCCUCUCCUCAGAAGCCAGAAAGCCCAGCAAGAGACCACCACCCAACUACCUGUGCCAUCUUUGCUUCAACAAGGGACACUACAUCAAGGACUGCCCACAGGCACGUCCAAAAGGAGAAGGCCUAACACCGUACCAGGGGAAAAAGCGCUGCUUUGGUGAAUACAAAUGCCCCAAAUGCAAGAGAAAAUGGAUGAGUGGAAACUCCUGGGCCAACAUGGGACAAGAAUGUAUCAAGUGCCACAUCAAUGUGUAUCCUCACAAGCAGAGACCCCUGGAAAAGCCCGACGGCCUGGAUGUUUCUGAUCAAAGUAAAGAACACCCUCAGCAUCUCUGUGAGAAAUGUAAAGUUUUGGGGUACUACUGCCGCCGUGUGCAAUAAAUCAACACAGGGAUCACCUCUGCCACCACGUUUUUAGAUCCUCUGGCGGCAAACAGUCAAAAGGAAAGAGGAGGGGAGAAAAAAAGAACAUCAAACAAGAACCCCAAACAUCACCAAUAUUGCCUAUCAACAAACUAAUAAUACGCCUUACCUUUAAUAGAAUGUAACCCUUUUCCUGUGUAUGUGUAUACAUGCAAGUUGUAUUUAUAGGACUAUGGUGUGUUUAUAUAUAUAUAUAUAUAUAUAUAUGAAACAGAUGUUACUGAUGUAGGGCACAAACUGUCAAGCGCUGCUGCUGCUGUACGGCUGCCGUCCUUUCCUGUGAGUCUUGCAUAACAGCCUCACACGAGCCAGAUUGAAACAGGUGGGGUGGUGGUCGUACAGUAGCAGUUUUUGCUGGGCUGUGCCCAUCAUGUUCAUGAUGAAAUCACCGAUGUGGUUUCUGUUGAUUGUUUACACAGUUCCAAUAUCCUGCCCAGGUGAAACAGUAUUGUUCGUCAAGAGAGGUAUAUAAUAACGUCAUGGCUUUUGCAGGCAUUAGACAAAAUGGGUGGAAAUGUUAAAUGUGGGUUCUAGCCAAUGCCACAAACAAUAUAUUUUUCUAACACAAUGAGGGCUAAGCUAGAAAGGGCAUGUGUGUGUGUGUGCGUGGGAGGGGGGAAUGUUCAUUUUCCUUGACUUUUGGGUUGGUCUGAGAGUUGCAUCUGGUUGCUUGCUUUCCAAGAGUCCAGGGCCACUGAAAUGAGACUUUUGGUAGGCUUUUUGAUUAAUAGAAUCUUGAGGGUUAAAAAGAACAAGUGAAUAAUUGUUUGAGGGAGUGUUUUGCAUCAAAGUAUAAUGGUAGAACAGGAAGGGUCGAUCAGGAAUUCAUCUUUCUUAGCCAGUAGUCUUAAGCAUGCUUCCUCAGAAGAAGUUCCACUGAAAUCUAUAAGGCUACUUUUGAGCAAAUGCACUUAGGAUGCAUUUGUUGUUUCAGGGCGUUGUUGACCAAUACUGUACCCUUGUCACAAUUUCUAAAGCUUCUCCUUCCUUUCUUUAUGUACUUGCUAUGCAAGUGGUGGCUGAAAUUCCUACUGUUGUGAAUGCCACAUAACCAACCAUCUUAUAUAGCCAACACGAUAAAUUCAACUUUCUUUGUCUCACCAUAGCAGGCUAUUCCAAGCCCUCCCUGCCCCAUCAUAAUUCUCAUUCACAUACUCUGUAGUGCAGUUUGGCCCUUUGCUCCUUUUAGAGCAAAGACCCUACAGAUUUUUUCCUGCAGUGAAAUGCGGUAUCACUAACUGAUCUGCUCACACGCUAUGUUCAAGAUGUACGUACUCUCCGCAUCUAAAGAAACACACCAGCUCCCUAAACAAUAGAUAGUGGGAGUUUCCCCAUAACCCUUCAGCGGUUCCUAAACAAAAAAAUAUUGUUGAUGUAUUCAUUUAUGAGCUCUGUUUGAACUGUGCUUGAGCCACACAUGACUUAAAGACAGUGAUGGCGGAGGGCAGGAAUGGAUAGACACUUGGGCAUUGCCAAGCAAUAUGGCACAUUAUAAAUGAAGGAAAUUUCAUACGUUACACCCCUCACAUAGAUAGGGUCCACUGAAAAUUGUUGUGGCAUGGUGGUACUCUGCACAAAGCAUGUUUGUAAUCAAGCUCAUCACAAAAGGCUCAUGCAGAGCAAUGUAAUAGUUCAGAAGCUCUCCAUGUUCGCAACGGCAGACCCUAUGAUUUGGCAAAAUGGUUAUGGACAAUCCUCAUGUGAUUGGGUCGGAGCUAAUGCAAGUGGCCCAAACAGUACACCCACCACUUGGAGUGCCACUAUGCCAAAGAUUUUUGGUGGGAGCCCUAACACCUUAAUCAGCCUUGAGCUUAGAACAGCAUAAAAAGCACGAUGGGAGUUUGGGACAAGGAACACCUCAUUCACUUGCUUUCAUCACUGCUUACAAGCUUCUAUGUGGCCUACUUUUUGUUAGACGUAAGACCAAAAAAAGCUCAAUCACAAGACUGAGUGCCCAAACUGCUUAGAAAACCCAAACCAUAUUGCAUGCUGUUACAGGGUUGCUACUUCAACAUCACUGCAGAAUAUAUGCCAGUACAAAUAUUUAGGACCAGGGUGGGCAGAGGUAAAUUUACUGUGAAUUAUGGGAGACUUAUUCUCCAAACCUUAACUGAAUAUAUACUUGGGGCUACUUAUUGUGUAUUCAAUGACACUUUCAGGAAACAACUACACUAAUUUCCUAUUAAAUAUCAAAUAAUAUAUCAAAGUAGCCAUAGGGAUAUCAUAGGAAUGCAUAAAGGAAAUUACACUGCAAAGCUGUCCCUUCUUCCUAUCUUCCAAAACAUUACUAUAUAGUUUAGGGGAAAUGUAAUAAUUGCAUCAAGUGAGAGAAUUUUCAAGUGUUAUUUGUGAAGUAGGUAUAUUAUUGGAGCUGCUCUAACUCCUUUCUGUAUUAUGUAUUAAAUUUAAGAGCAGGGAUAAAGCAGUGACUGGACCAUUUGCCUGCACAACCUGUUUCUACAGAGAAUCACAGGUGGACUGUGGCUCUGGAUAGUAAUCACUUGAGAUGAUCUUCAACGGGGAUGUUUUGGUUCCUGGCAAAGCAGGAUCAUUUCUGUGUCAAAUCAUCUCAUGUCAGGUCAGCUAAGGAUGAUGCCAUGUUAUCCAUAAACACUUGUGGUGACAGGUAGGUAGCCGUGUUGGUCUGAGUUGAAGCAAAAUAAAAAAAUUCCUUCAGUAGCACCUUAAAGACCAACUAAAUUUUUAUUUUGGUAUGAGCUUUCGUGUGCGUAUCUGAAGAAGUGUGCAUGCACACGAAAGCUCAUACCAAAAUAAAAACUUAGUUGGUCUUUAAGGUGCUACUGAAGGAAUUUUUUUAUUUCACUUGUGGUGAGUAUUUCUAUCAGCAGUAGCAGUGAAGUGCUUCACUGAUUAUCAUCAUGUAUAAAAAAAACAAUACUUAAAAGAUUUUUCACAACUAGAACCCAGUAGGGUAAUAGUGGGCUGGAGGGCAAAGAGAGUUUGGGCAGAUCAUCAACCAUCAUUGCAGUGGUCCAGAAGCUCAAGUCUCCUUCCAUUCCCAUGGUAAACACAGGAGGUUGCCUUAUGCUGAGUCAGGCUGGCAGCAACUCUCAAGGAUCUCAUGCAGUAAAGACUUUCCUCCAGACUUCUGCAUUUCCCCUACCACUGAGCUAUGGUCCCACCUGUGGGAUGUGGGCCUGAAGGCAGACAGUGGUUUUGAAGAGCAUUGAAAGUGCUAUGGCAGAGGUGUCUUUUUCACUGUUACCUUGGCCAAAGAGAUGUUGCAGGUUUCUGAAGCACUAUGAAACCUGCCAGACCUCUUUAAUGAAACUGGAUACACCAUGAUAAAUGAUGCUUCUCAUACCGCCACCAACACACUGAAAAUAAUUGCUGUGUAUCCUGGUUCCGUGCCACAGUGGUUAGGGGCAGAGGACACCAGCACUUAAGUACAGCAGCAAGCCAACCUGAAGCUGAAUGUGGCAGAGCUCUUAAAGAAACAGGUGCACUCUUUCUAUGUCCAUUAGUAGAAGCCCUAUUCCAGUAACAAAUUUCAUUGUGAACCUGUCAUGAUGUUGCCAAAAACAUAAAUUCAUUUUAUUUUCCUAAUGUCCAUUCAGCAAAUAAGUCUCAUGUGGAUGGCAGGCGGUAUUCAUUCAGAAUCCGUUGAAAUUAAUUAACUUAAUUUAAAUAGUUUAUAGCAUCAUCUAGCAGCACUGCGUGUGACUGUGCCUCAGUAUCUCUGGGCUAGAUCCUGCAAUAAUGACUGAUUUUAUCAACUUUGACAAGUCAUGAAUUCUCUCUAGGCCUCAAUAAAAUGGGUGUGACAUGAAUCACCAUGCCUACCAUCUGUGGGUAUUAUGAAUUCUGUCAAAUACAACUGUAGAGCCAGUGUGGCUUUUGUUUUCAAAUAUAGUUCCCUGAGUGACUUAUGAGUGACUCAGUGACCACUUGAAGAUAUUGUGAUUAUACAAAAGCAAGGGAUCAGGCCAUUUCUGCAUCAAAUAUUGUUUACAUGUGCAGUUAUCCUGAGACAGAAACCCCUGAACUUCUUUCUCUGCUUUGUUUCAUGAUCAAGGGGCCGAUCAAAAGCAGAAAGAAGCAGAAAGCAAGGAAGACUGCCCCUGUAUAAAAAGUUCUAACUUUCCUUCCAUUUCAUUGCCAGAUUAAGUGACUGUGUAAAGAUAUUGGGCAUGUGGAGGUGAGUGGUGGCAUUUAAAAACUUGAACUUUUAGUGUCAAUUCUGUUUCACGCUUGCGAGAGAGUUAACAAUAUGGUUACAAAAGAGCCAUAUGUUAUAUCAUAUACAGUAUUUCUCUUUGACCACUUAUGAAAUGUUAGCAGUAAUAUCUCCAUAUCUAAUAAGGAGAAGUGAAAUAUGAACUAGGACAGCUUGUAACUGGGGUUGCAAUGCCCAACUUUUCUCAGAAAACAAUCUGUCUCUUUUUAAGAAAUACAUUUCUAGUGCAAAUUUAGUGCUGUUACAUCACAUCCACUUGCAGAAAAUGCCAAAAAUAUGCUUUGCAAACAACACACCUGGAAAAUCUGGAAGUUGUUUUUUCAACAUGUGCUAAAAAAUAAUGGGCGGUUUUACACAUCUUUUUUACAUAUGAAGAUAAGCCAUUCAUAUAGGUACAUGUGCAGGAUUAUCCUGACUGGUAUAUAAAGACACUUCUAAAUUUGACUUCUUACAGCAGCACAUAGAGCAGUCUUAAAUACCACUCUGGAGCCGCCGCUGCCCCUCUAAUAUUCAGUAGUGGCUUUUCAGGGGGUACUAAGUGCUGAUUUUGGAAGGCCCAUCUGAAAAGUUGUGGUGCAUAUUCACCCAUGUGAAUUGGCAACUCACAGGUCUCCAUCAGCUCUCCUACCAGUGCCAAUGUUACAUUUAUCUCUGGUAUGUGGGGGCACUGGUUUUCCAACAAAUGUGCCAGCGACAAAAUAAAAUAUAGAGAUUUGUGCAUGAAAAGUGCCAUGCUUUAUAUGUCACAGAACCACCUGCUGACUACUGUUCCAUGUAACCCCUGUUUGCAUAAAAUCUUUUUGAGCCUAAUUGAGUGAAACUGGAAAUUCCAGUGAAAAUGAAAUGUGAGUUUAGGAUUAUGGAGUUAGAUCCCUCCCCCUCCCAAAUUAGUUGUAACUAAAGCAGCAUGAUCCAACCAAAGCGAAGCACUUUUUAGGUCCCAUCCAUUUCAAUGGCAAUGUUAAGCACAUCAGGGGAUAAGGCCAGAGCUCAGGCCAUAUGGGUUGCAUGCCUAAGAUUCUAGGAUAAAUAUCUGGUACUCCCACCUUUUAAAAAGGGUUCUCUGAUAGCGGGGCUGGGAAAUACCUCCACCCACCACAUUAGAGAACUACUGCCAGGCAGAAUAGAGAGCUCUUAUCUUGGUGGGCCAACUAUUUGGUUUUGUAUGAGGCAACUCCCAAAAUCUGUUGUAAUCAGUGGGACUUAGAAGUGCUUACCUUUGGCUACAUGGUGCCCAAUACGUUGUUCUAUACAUUAUUCAGGCUUCUGAUCAUGCAAGUGCUAAAUCAUCCUCAUGUAAGCCUUGUUAAAAUUUAAGCAAGCAGAUAUUGGGUUUAAACCUUGUUAAAAUUUAAGCAAGCAGACUAAACGGAAUGAUCCACACUCUCAUUCUUUAAGGCAGUGUGUGUGUGUGUGUGUGUGUGUGUGUGUGUGUGUGUGUGUGUGUAUAUAUAUAUAUAUAGGAUAUCAGUGCCUAUCUGUUUUAUGUCUACAAAAACCACUGCCUCUGGAAGUAUUGUUGAAUGGCUGUAGCACUCAGUAAGACGGCUGAAAUUGUAGCUAUACAAAUGAAGGUUUGUGUUUUUUUAGGAUGAAUAUCAAAGGGACAAUCGUGUGCAGUUAAUAAGAUGUAGUCAAUUGAUAUUAAUGUUUACCCCUGUUAUGAAAUAUUUUACAGUUUUACUUGCAGAUGUGUAUUUAUCUUGAGUUAUACUUGACAUAGAGUUCCUUUCUUCUUCUUUUUUAAUUCUGUGUGUGUAUUUUGGGAAAAAACUUUUUAGGUGUUUAAAUUUUUGAAUGGUUACAAAUAUUACUUUGUAAUACUGAAUUGUUAUCUGGAAACUCUUUGCAGUAACCUUUUUUGUAUAUAUUUGAGGGCCUUUUUUAAAAAAACACUAUUGUUUGUUCUGUUUGGGUUUUUUUAAAAGUGUUUUUACAACUCUGAAGUUUUCAAAAAGGGCCUUGGAUUUUUUUUUACUAGAAUACUAACAGAGCUAAGAGUUUUCUUAAGUAUUAUACAAAAUUAAGGAUGUAUCCUCAAGAAAAUAUUUAUGAAAGGAAUUUGCUUUUUUGCUUUUGCUUUUUUCCUUUUUUUACAAUGCUUUUGUCUGUAUAAAGUAUGCAACAGAACUACAUUAAGAAGGAAAUAUUGUCUACAUAGAAUAUUAUAUGAAAGUUGGUACAUAAUUCUGACAUGAAGAAAAAAAACCUUGCAAUUCUUUAAGCCAUAUUGUUGUUGUUUUUGUUGUUGUUUUCCUUUGGAUGAAAAUAUCAGUAUUAAGUAACCAGUAUAUUAUUCAGGUGUUUAGAACUUAUAUUAAUAUGCUUAUUUGGUUUAUUUAUAUGUGUAUUUUGAAAAGUAUUGCCUUUUUAGAGAAGCUAUAACUGAUUUGGUAAGAAUCAGAUGUUACACUAUCACUUUAUGACCUUGUGAAAGACACACUUGUUUAUAGCCCACUCCCCAAACUUAUGCUAAGGAUGGGGCUAUAAUGACUUCUAUGUCAGCAGUUUUAUAGUAGCAUAGCAGGGACUCCGGUGCAAAGAGUUAGAUUUGAAGUGUAAAUGCUCAAAGGACUUAUUCACACAUUAGGUUUUCAAGGUGUACAUCUAGUUUUUUUAAAUAACCCAUACCUUAAUGUGUAAGGGGUUAAUGUGACAAACAUUUAACAUCAUUUAGAUUCGACAGCAGGGUUUGCUGCAGCUCCCUGGUUUUGUUGCAGUGUAAUGUGUGAAAUGAUCCAAAGAGUCCAGAUUUGGCUUUCAGAAAUUCUGUAACACGGUUAUAUUAUCUGAUUAUUAUUAUUUUUACACUAUCUCUUCAGGGUGGGUGGGUGGGUGGGUGGGUAGACAUGGUUUUGCUAAGGAAGGCUCACAACAGUUUGCAAAGACGCUGUGGGAUUUGCGAUGCCAUGCUAGCAGUAAAACAAUACAGUACUAUCAAUCAGUGGCCAUAAUCAAGAGUUAGAUUGACACAAGCAUUUUGUGUUUGUUUUUUAUUUAGAAUUCAUAAAAUGAUACAAUAUGCAUGUGCACAUAUUAUAUGCAUCUUACGCUUUAUGGUUUCACAUAGCUCCAUUAUAUUUAGAUUGUUUGUGUGAUUCUUAAACCAUGCUAAAAUAGGAGAUAGGUUCAAUCCUGUACUGAGCUUGUUUUUCCUUUACAAAGGUUAUUUAGAGCAGCAAUCACUACAUUUUUAUAAAACUAACCCUGUUAUCAUAGUAAUGUCUCUACCAGUUUAGAUUAGUUCAAUUACUUAUAAACUUAAAGAAAACAACACCAUAGCUGUACCCACAGACUUCUUUUCAGUUUAAGUCAUAUAAUUUUUCUCUUCUGUAACUGGUAAUUAAUUUGUACAGCUUAAAAAUAAUGAUGAUGAUGAUAACACUUCUAUGGACAUAGGCCUCAGGGGUGCCAGGCUUAUUUCAGCCACCAAGGUGAUAACUGGUUAACUGGGUUGUUUAAAAGACUGUCAAACCUCUGUUGUGGAUUGUCCAUAAAAUGGCAUUCCGACAUGUGCCUUAUUUGCUGAAUAGUAUAUGGCUUGCUUUUAGCAUUAUAGCAGUUUAAUGCUGUAUUAAAAUACUGCAAAAACAAA
Messenger RNA from Zootoca vivipara (common lizard), 9010 nucleotides. RefSeq names its product zinc finger CCHC-type containing 24 (gene ZCCHC24). Gene Ontology annotation, molecular function: nucleic acid binding; zinc ion binding. NCBI's taxonomy places the organism in Eukaryota, Metazoa, Chordata, Lepidosauria, Squamata, Lacertidae. The record is from RefSeq and is a predicted model, not a curated record.